Messenger RNA from Didymella exigua CBS 183.55, 2318 nucleotides. Its product is annotated as multicopper oxidase. The record is from RefSeq and is a predicted model, not a curated record. The coding region runs from base 417 to 2123 and encodes 568 amino acids. Gene Ontology annotation, molecular function: copper ion binding; oxidoreductase activity. Lineage: Eukaryota; Fungi; Ascomycota; Dothideomycetes; Pleosporales; Didymellaceae. The transcript is spliced from 4 exons.
GCCGCACACCACAUUAUUAGCCAGGGGCAUAGGUAUGGAGCUUUGACCCACUCAAGGAAGUUCACGAUCUUUGCCCCACUCGAUUUUUCAAUGCAUCGUUGAGAGCAGAAUGGGUACCUGGAGCCGACACAAGAUAUUGCCGCGUCAUGGCGUUCCGAUAUGCAGCCGCUGAAGCAGAAUCACCUUCGAGAUGAUCGGAAGCUCAUGUCAGAAUUUGGCCGACAAAGGAGCGGGCGUAUGCAGCUACGAGGGCAGUGCAGCGAUGCUAUGGUGAAAGAUUGCAUAAGAGGUUGCAGCUCCUCAGGAAUUAUCAUCCAGAGCAGCACAUUCGUUUCUGUCGUUACUCGAGUCUUGCACUAUCUCUUCCGUUCAUUUUUCCACUGUCUUUUCGCUCUUUUCGAGCAAUUACUUUCGCUAUGUCCCUUCGCUAUUGGUUCAGCGCUGCUGCAAUGCUCAGCACAGCGCUGGCACACCCUUCGACUUCGAAGCACCACUCGCACCCCGCCCGGCUGUUGUCAAGCAGAGAUGUCUGCUCUGGUAACACCGCUUCAACGCGUUCGGAGUGGUGCGACUUUUCGAUCAACACCGACUAUACUACUGAGGCCCCUGAUACUGGAGUCACCAGAGAAUACUGGCUGACCCUCGACGACGUGACUGUCGCUCCUGAUGGAGUCUCACGCUCAGCAAUGGCUGUGAACGGCACCAUCCCUGGGCCAACUCUUUUUGCAGACUGGGGUGACACAGUCACGGUCCAUGUGACCAACAACUUGGUCGACUCCAAAAACGGAACCAGUAUCCAUUGGCACGGCAUCCGCCAGAACUACACCAACGACCAAGAUGGUGUUGUCUCAAUUACGCAGUGUCCCACCGCACCCAACGACACAAUCACGUACACUUGGAAGGCCUUGCAGUACGGUUCGACUUGGUACCAUUCCCACUUUGCUCUGCAGGCGUGGGAAGGUAUUUUCGGAGGUAUUGUCAUCAACGGCCCUGCUACGGCCAACUACGAUGAGGACCUCGGUAUGCUCUUCUUGAACGACUGGGACCACCAGACUGUCGAUGAGCUGUACAUCAGCGCGGAGAGCUCGGGACCUCCUACUCUUGACAAUGGCCUCAUCAACGGCACCAACACUUGGGACGAUGGCGGCUACCGCUACAACACAUCCUUCACCUCCGGAUCAUCAUAUCGCAUUCGACUCGUCAAUGCCGCCGUUGACACGCACUUCAAGUUCAUGAUCGACAACCACACCAUGCAGGUCAUUGCCACCGACCUUGUACCCAUCACGCCUUACAAUGCCACUAUUCUCAACAUUGGUAUGGGUCAGCGCUACGAUGUCAUCGUUACAGCCGACCAGGCCAGCGUUGCUGAUAACUUCUGGAUGCGCGCCAUACCACAAUCCGCCUGCUCUGAGAACGACAGCUCUGAUAACAUUCGUGGUAUCAUCUACUAUGGAGACUCUGCCUCCACCCCAACGACUUCUGCCUACACCUACGACGACAGCUGUGACGACGAGACUGACAACAUCGUCCCAUACAUCAGCAAGACUGUCGAGACCGAAUCAAGCACCAACCUUGAGACUGCGGCCGUAGGAUUCAACUCUGACAAGCUCUUCCGAUGGUCCUUGAACAGCACCACCAUGGUCGUCGACUGGGAGGACCCGACCCUCGCGCAGAUCCUCAAUGGCAACACGACCUACGACACGUCUGAUGCCGUACUCGAAUUGCCGGACGCGAACGUCUGGACUUACCUUGUCAUUGAGACUACGCUUGCCAUUCCCCACCCCAUUCAUCUUCACGGUCACGACUUCUCGAUCCUCGCUCAAGGCUCCGGGACUUACUCUUCAUCCGUGACUCUCAACCUCGACAACCCGCCUCGUAGAGACACAGCUAUGCUGCCGGCUAGCGGUUACCUUGUUCUGGCCUUCGAAACCGAUAAUCCUGGCGCCUGGCUCAUGCACUGCCACAUCGGCUGGCAUACAAGUGAGGGCUUUGCGCUGCAGUUCAUCGAGAGGUACAGCGAAAUUGCGGCGUUGACCAAUUCGACUCGCUUGUCAGACGGCUGCACCAGCUGGACUAGCUUUUCAGAUGAAGAGAGCAUUGAGCAGGAUGACUCUGGUGUGUAAGUGAUAAAUACGCUUAGUGGUCACGCAGCGGAUGGAUCGUUCGGAGUCGGUGUUGCGGUGUUGGUGCAAGGUUCAGAUCACAUUCCUCUAGAUCUCUUUUCUCCAAUCAUCACGAGGAACUUUCUUAAUGUCAAUCAAGUGCAAGUAUAGAAUCUCAAUGUAUAACUUCCUGGUCGCAUACUUUCUCCAUACGUG